CUUUGCUCUGCUCGGAGUUGAGCUGGUUUGGGAGGAGUCAGAGACGCUUUUGGGGCUACUUUACAGAGGACGAACCGGAGCUAGGUCUUGGAGAGCUGUGUAACCCAACAUCACGGAAUAAAAUCCCGGAAACACUGACCACGGAUACCGCUCGGUGUCUUCACUUCGCGUGCUGUUGGAAGGAAACGGCGUCGAUCGUUACAAUUUAACCAAAUUACCUAGCGUACAAUGCGAUAGUGCUGCCCAGAGACACGGAUAGAGAUCCAGACAGAUAAUAACCAGAGGAAAAAAGCAAGCCCAGGGUGUCACAGGUCACAGAACAUUUAGUUGGAUUCGUGUCAAACAAAAAGCAAAGUGAGAAAAUGUCCAAACCUAAUUAUACCGGCAUUUACAACAUGGUCUCCCAGGAACGUUUUGAAGACUAUCUCGCGGCUUUGGAUGUUAAUUAUGCAUUAAGGAAAGUGGUCUGCAUUCUGAAACCCAGCAAACAUAUUGAACACGAUGUGAACUCUGGCAAAAUGAAGAUUAAGACGGUCACUACCUUUAAAAACUUCGACAUGGACUUUACUUUGGGACAGGAGUUCACUGAGGACCUGGGGCCAGUCGAUGGGCGAAAGUGCCAGACCACGGUGAACUGGGAUGGUGAUAAAUUGGUCUGCGUGCAGCGAGGAGAGAAAGAGGGCAGAGGCUGGACACACUGGCUAGAAGGAAACCUCCUCCAUUUGGAGAUGAGGGUUCAGGGUGUCACUGCCAAGCAAGUCUUUAAGAAGGCUGAAUAAAGAUGGAAGGAAGAGAGAGAGAGAGAAAGAAAUAGAGGGGCCAUUUGCUGGGGGUUUGAGCUCAGAUUAUUCUAAGAGCUAAGGGUUCAGAAAAAGGCCAUAUCACAACAGUCCCUGAGGCACAAUAAAUAGUGUUUAAAAGGAGGCUGUGAAUGAAGAAUUCGGUACACUCUCUAUAAAAAUGUGUCUGCUUUUACAGCCCCGGUUUCCCUUCACAGCUUUAAUCAAAGUUGAAAUGAGAUCAUGACAGUAGAGCCCUGUUACCAUCUGUGAACAUUCAGGACUGGUACUGUAAUCUAUGGAUUUAUGGCACCCUGAUAUUGUAUUGUGCAGAUAUGUUUACAGUAAGCGAAAGUAAUGAUUAAAUGAGCCAGUAGUUUAGCUGGUCGAAUACAACUUGGAAUUCUUCUUUACCAAAUUACAUUUAAUGUCCAGUUACCUGCUAUUGAAAUGGCUAAUAUUAGAAAUAAUGGAUUUGAUAAAUCUGUGUGAAAGGAUUUUGAUUAACUGCAUAGACAAACUAAAAAUGUCAAAAAAUGCUCUGAAAUGUUUUAUGUGUCCAGUCUAGAAUAUAACCGUUUAUAUAACCAUAAAA
Molecule: messenger RNA, 1374 nt
Organism: Puntigrus tetrazona (Sumatra barb)
Lineage: Eukaryota; Metazoa; Chordata; Actinopteri; Cypriniformes; Cyprinidae
Gene: rbp5
Product: retinol binding protein 1a, cellular
Exons: 4
Coding region: 363-779 (138 amino acids)
Biological process (GO): fatty acid transport
Cellular component (GO): cytosol; nucleus
Molecular function (GO): fatty acid binding
Source: RefSeq, a predicted model, not a curated record